GGAAGGGGGUCCCGGGGUGGCCAGGGCCGCCGUCAGUCCUGGCCUAGAGCGGCGGAGGGUCCCGGUGGGAGCGGGCGGCGAUGCGUCUCCUGCGGUGCCUCCUGAAGGGCCCCUCGGCGCUGGCCGGGGCGCCCAAGUACAUCGAGCACUUCAGCAAGUUCUCGCCGUCGCCGCUGUCCAUGAAGCAGUUCCUCGACUUCGGAUCCAGCAAUGCUUGCGAGAAAACCUCCUUCACGUUCCUGCGCCAGGAGCUCCCCGUCCGGCUCGCCAACAUCAUGAAAGAAAUCAAUCUCCUCCCAGACCGUGUGCUGAGCACCCCCUCCGUUCAGCUGGUGCAGAGCUGGUACGUGCAGAGCUUGCUGGACAUCAUGGUGUUCCUAGACAGGGACCCUGAGGACCACGGGACUCUGGGACAGUUCACGAAUGCCCUGGUCACCAUCCGGAACCGCCACAACGACGUGGUUCCCACCAUGGCGCAAGGCGUGAUCGAGUACAAGGAGGCUUACGGAGAUGACCCAGUCUCCAAUCAGAACAUCCAGUACUUCCUGGAUCGCUUCUACCUCAGCCGAAUCUCCAUCCGCAUGCUGAUCAAUCAGCACACCUUGAUUUUUGACGGCAGCACCAACCCGGCCCAUCCCAAGCACAUUGGCAGCAUCGAUCCCAACUGCAACGUCUCGGAGGUGGUCAGAGACGCUUAUGACAUGGCCAAACUCCUUUGCGACAAGUACUACUUGGCAUCUCCCGAGCUAGAGAUCCAGGAAGUGAAUGACACAGGAACGGGUCCUCACCCUUGGCCCAGUAAUUACAUGGGCCAGGCAGGGCUCUGAUACUCUUCUCAUUCUCUGCCAUUGCUUCUCCAGAACGCCAUGAGAGCCACUGUGGAAAGCCAUGAGUCCAGCCCCACGUUGCCGUCCAUCAAGGUGAUGGUGUCCCUGGGGCAAGAGGAUCUUUCUAUCCGGAUGAGCGACCGAGGAGGCGGAGUUCCUCUGCGCAAGAUUGAACGUCUCUUCAGCUACAUGUAUUCCACAGCACCCAAACCAGAUCUGGGCACUGGUGGGACACCCCUGGCCGGCUUUGGCUACGGGCUCCCUAUUUCCAGACUCUACGCCAAGUAUUUCCAAGGCGAUCUUCAGCUGUUCUCCAUGGAAGGCUUCGGGACAGAUGCCGUUAUCUAUUUGAAGGCCUUGUCAACGGACUCCGUGGAGCGGCUGCCGGUGUACAACAAGUCAGCCUGGCGCCACUACCAAACCAGUCAGGAAGCCGACGACUGGUGCGUGCCCAGCACAGAACCGAAAAACACUUCCACCUACCGGGUGACCUAAGACCGUGCCUUUAUUUCUCAGCGGAGAGAGGGUCUCUUCCUCACCUCCGAGGUGGAGAAGCCAGACUUCGAUGCUUGUGGGGAAGAAGGAAAAAGGUCUCAAGUCAUCAGGAGCUCACAUCCACCUUUUUGUGUUACGUGACCUCAGUGGACGCUCUUCCUGUCAACUGGCUCAACGAGCACGUCGGCCAGACAGGAGACCGGCUGCUUUCUUCGGUUCAGGAAGCACGUAGCAUAGAUCCUCCUCUGUACCACCAGAGUCCUGCACGGGGUCUCCUUGCUGCUGACCCUACAAUCCCUAGUCGUACAGUCGUGUCUUUCUGUCUAGUAGCUCAGAAUUUGCCUUCCAUGUUUUUUUUUAAACCCCCUAUGAUGUUUGAUCACUGCUGUCUUUAUUAUAGAGGCUGGGCAUUAACAUUUCGAGAGGGGGCUUGGGGAUCAAUAAGAACGGGAUAGAUGGCGUGUGUGUUACGCUUCUUGACGCGGAGGGGACGCCUCCUGUCCAGGGAAGGCGGGUGACACUGAUAGAAUUGGACGUCUCCGUCGCAAAGCAUGGGUGUGCGUAUGAGGAGGAGGCGGCGCGCACCGAAGUUCUUCACUUGCCCUCUUUCCUCAGCAAACACGUGACCUUCCAAGUUGUUGGGAAAAGAUGGCUGAGAAGGGGUCAUCUUGAGGCCGGGGAGAAUCCGGUGUCUAAGACUGCACUUCAGAUGUGCCGUUGGGAAUUUCGAGGCUUGCCGAGUCAGCAACUCCUGCGCCAAAUGAGCUCUCUCCUUCGUUGUUGUUUUCCCAACCCUUGAUGGUUUCCCUGUUUUUUGACGUUGGUUUUCAGUGGGCAGAAAUGGGGCUGGUACCUGAUGGGCAGUCCCCAGUUGAGACUUGUGGCAGCGUUGACAGAAAAAUGUUGUCUGUGGACUCUCCACGCGCACGUUUGUCUCCACAAUCAAGGUGUUUGUUUAGAUUGCUCCCCCCCCCCCCCGAUGAAGGCAAGUCAGUUGGGCUGGGUGUGUGGGGAGAGAAGGAAGGGGCCACUAGACGAGACCGAGCUUGGUUCCUGGAGGUUCAGGGAGACAGAGGGUUGAGAGUUUCCUUUUGUGGAAUUCAAGGAGGCGGAAUUCAAGAAGCAGCAGCGGGUGUUUGUUGUGGGAGCCGCCUCCAAAAUGGCGGACGGACUGGCGCAAGGAGUGGCAGCUGCCUCUUUUCAGAUGACAUUCGGAGGGAACGAAUGUACAGAGUGGAUGGAUGGUGGAAUAGGUUUGCAGUGGAAGGAGAUGUGUCGGGCACGUGCGUGUUCCUUAUGCACCUUUCUGCAAGAGUGGGAGUCAGGAAGAAACCGGGUUCCUGAUCCUGGGGGAAGAGAGGCCCCCUGUGCACGUACACCCUCUUUCCGGUGGACCCACUGAAGUCGGCAAAGAGGGGUUUGCCUCCGAGGCUCCCUUUCCACAACACACCCUUUCAUUCUCUCUAGAAUAUUCUCUCCGGUGUCCCGUGUGUGAAGGGCUGAGCCUGCCAGCUCUAUGUUUAUCCUGCCCCUCCCUGCACGUACCUUUCUUCUCCAGUGCAAAGAUCUGAAUGUUUUAAAUAUCCUCAUUAAGAGGAAGCGGAAGGGCAGGUGAGCACAGUAUGUGUCUGGGCAGGGGAGCAAGGACAGGUGUGACUCCGGUUUGGGGGGCUGCUUGUUUUCAGUCUCCCUCUGCCCCCAAACACGUACAGCAGGUGCCCCCUCUGCCCCCAAACCCUUUUCACCCCUUCAAGAAAUCAAGAGCCGAGCCUCUCGUUCUUCCCUCGUCCCCCUUGCAUGACCCGCUUCUGGACGGUCCAGAGAUCAUCAGUGUAUAUAAAUCCUAUAUAUUAUAUAUAUAUAUAUUUUAUUAUCUGGGUCAAGCCACGGAGGUGUCCGAGACGCACACGCACAAGUAUUCUUUAGCUCCUCUGGUCAGUCGAAGGAGGGAAAUAACGUAACAUUUGACUUGUUAUAAAAAUAAAAACACACAAAAUGAA
Molecule: messenger RNA, 3322 nt
Organism: Sphaerodactylus townsendi
Lineage: Eukaryota; Metazoa; Chordata; Lepidosauria; Squamata; Sphaerodactylidae
Gene: PDK2
Product: pyruvate dehydrogenase kinase 2
Exons: 11
Biological process (GO): protein phosphorylation; regulation of glucose metabolic process
Cellular component (GO): mitochondrion
Molecular function (GO): pyruvate dehydrogenase (acetyl-transferring) kinase activity
Source: RefSeq, a predicted model, not a curated record